AUCGGCCCCAGAAGCAAGUGCGCGAGAGACGAGAACACAGAACCCACUCAAGAACAGGAACGCCCUGUGACGGGUUACAAAACACAUUUCUGACAAUGUCGAAGCAUGCUGUAGUCCAGUUCGGUGUCGUUUACGCGUUACUGUUUCCAGGAGUCUUUGGUUUUGUUCGUUCUCCAAAAAACGUCAGUGUUGUUUGUCACAACUUUGUGAAUGUCCUCUACUGGAACUACAGUAACCCGACUGAACAGACAAAAUUCAGGGUAAUGGUCAAUCCUUAUGAAAGUGCUUCCCAAACAGUGGACACCUCUCAGACGUACCUUGAUAUCAGCAGUUACAGCACAGAUGUGGAAGAUGAUUACUUGGUGUUCCUGACAGCACAUGAUGGGCAAGAGAAAUCAGAAAACGUCUCCAUCAGAUUCACUUACAGCAAAGACUAUUUUGAUGAGAAGAAACAUAAAUAUAAAUGCUCUUUGGACUUUCCAGCUGUGAAUACAUCUGUCCACAAAGAUGUGAUCGAAGUGUCCUUUCAGCACCCUUUCAUGCUUUAUAAGCAAGAGAUUAUGAAAGAAGAAUUUAUGUACACAAUCACACAUGAUGAGCAAAUGGUAGAAUACUCAUGUUUUGAGGAGGAUGAACUGUGCAUUGCAGAAGUCCACUUUAACCAAAGCGUUGCUGGACAGUGUGUGGAGCUGAAGCUUGAAGGGGUGAUUGCUGGUAUUCCUUCAUAUACCUACAGAAACAUUUGUGUCCCUCAGCAGCCGCCUGAGAACGACAAAACGGGAAUAAUCGCAGCUUUGAUAGGCGUAGGAACCAUUAUACUCUUCGUUAUCAUGGGCUUUGUGUGGCUGCUUUGGAGGAAAUGGUCCAAAAUCCCCAAAAUGCCUCAAGGUUUGUGGUGCAUUAUCUCCAGGCAGUCUCAUACAAUGCUUCUUUCCCAACCUGAGCCGACAGACAUUUGUCCAGUGACAUCACAGGGACAUUACCUGACUGAGGAAGACCAAUCAGUCUCAACACUUGAUGACACCGGAGCGGAUCCCCCUGUGGUUUCUGAAGAGGACAUGGAGGGUAGCAAUUCUAAAGGCAUUUGCAGGUCGUCUGACUAUGACAGUCCUAAAUUCCCACAGGAGAUGAGUCCAGGGGACAAUACUGAGGGAUACGACCCUCAACCUCCAGUGAUUUAGGUCUAAACGUGUGUAAGAACACUGGAAGGUUUUUCCAUUUCUUGUGGAAAGAUGGCUUGUUCACACCAAGUCAUUGUCAUAAUUUUUUUGGACCAUUACCAAUUUCACACACUGAUCAGUAGCCUUGUGUUGUGUGCACAGAAACAAAGCUGUGUACAAUGCAGGCAGUGACGUCUGGUUCUCACAGUGGCAUGAUGUGUUUCCCACUAACCUGCAUUAAACUGAAUGAAUGUGUGAAUAAAAUAUUUUUGCUAGUGAAACAAACAAGUAAAAACAGCAAAAGUAAAAGGUAAAAGUAAAAAUAUGAAAAUGAAAAUUAGACUAUGUUUUACUUAUCCCAGAAGCAUCCUAGGUGUAUAUGACUUUCUUCUUUCAGACAAAUCCAGUCUGAGGUAUUUAAACAAUUGUUCUGGCUAUUCCAGCCUUUGUCAUUGGAGUCAGUGGGUGUUACAGUCGAACAGUCCAUCAAAUAAAGCCUGCGCAUUCGUAAUAAAACGUGCUGCAGACGGCUCCGGGGGAUGAAUAAAGGCUCCCUGUAGCGAAUCCAUGAGUUUUUGUAAGAAAUAAAAAAUCCAUAUUUCAAAUGUAAUAAACACUUUUCUCUUACUUCUGCUGACUGUCAUACACUGAAGCAGUUCCGGCAUAUGCAUGGCAUUAAGUGAUUAGUGACGAAUGCAAAGAGAAAACAAA
This is a messenger RNA of Carassius carassius (crucian carp), 1871 nucleotides long. RefSeq names its product interferon gamma receptor 1-like. The transcript has 7 exons. Bases 96 to 1181 code for a protein of 361 amino acids. The record is from RefSeq and is a predicted model, not a curated record. Lineage: Eukaryota; Metazoa; Chordata; Actinopteri; Cypriniformes; Cyprinidae. Gene Ontology annotation, molecular function: protein binding.